Strongylus vulgaris is the source of this 221-nucleotide messenger RNA. The record is from the annotation of a GenBank genome assembly. NCBI's taxonomy places the organism in Eukaryota, Metazoa, Nematoda, Chromadorea, Rhabditida, Strongylidae.
AUGCCAGUGGCUGGUGAGUUGUGCGAAUCAUCCUUCGGCUGGCCUUCCGUCUAUUACGUUCACGCUUUACUGAGCGCUGUACUAUUUACCGCUUGGUUCUACUAUUAUAGGAAUAACCCAGCUAAGCAUCCCUCAAUGACGAAAAUUGAACUCGAAAAGAUACAUCGUGGGAAAGGAGAAGUGAAAGAGCAUGAGCGCACACCUGUUAAGGUAAACUAAAU